CCCUCGGCUCUUCACCCCUCAGUACUGAGGCACUCUGGUCGUUCUGCGGGAGCUCCUUGCAAAUCCCCAGAGCCCUCUGCCUGGGAUACCCAUACCAUCGCCGCAGUGUGUCUGCCCGGCUCCGCUCCUCGUUACACGGGGCGAAGGAACGCGACGGAGCAGGCAGCUUUUGUUCAGCCUCGGCCUGCCACGCCACGUGCCAGCUGUGGCCCCAUCCACAACAGUGAGAGCCCUCGCAGCAUCAGGGAGCUCCUGGGUGCUGAGAAAAGAGUGGUGGAACAGCUUCGAAAGAAUUUGAUAGUGAAGCAGGAACAGCCAGACAGUAAGUUUCAAAUACAGCCUUUGGCACAGUCAGAAAACAAACUACAGACACCACAGCCGCAACCACUACAACAGCUACAGCAGCAUCACCAUCAACAGCAGCAGCAGUCUACUGCACCCUCUCCAAACGUGAUUGGAUCACAGAAAACUGUAACUACAGCUUCUAUGAUCACCACUAAGACACUACCUCUCGUCUUGAAAGCAGCAACUGCGACCAUGCCUGCCUCUGUUGUGGGUCAGAGACCUACCAUUGCAAUGGUUACUGCUAUCAACAACAAUCAGAAAGCAGUCCUCAGCACUGAUGCGCAGAAUGCACCAGUCAACCUCCAGACAACAAAUAAGGUCACUGGGCCAGGAGCUGAGGCAGUCCAAAUAGUGGCAAAAAACACAGUAACUUUGCAGGUUCAGGCUACACCUCAGCCCAUAAAAGUGCCGCAGUUCAUCCCUCCUCCGAGACUUACUCCUCGUCCAAAUUUUCUUCCACAGGUUCGACCUAAACCAGUUGCCCAAAACAACAUUCCUAUUGCCCCAGCACCUCCUCCAAUGCUUGCAGCUCCUCAGCUUAUUCAGAGACCUGUGAUGUUGACAACAAAGUUCACACCCACCUCUUUACCCAACUCUCAGAACUCUAUACAUCCAGUUCGUGUAGUUAACGGGCAGACAGCAACCAUAGCCAAAACUUUCCCUAUGGCACAGCUCACCAGCAUCGUGAUAGCAGCACCGGGUACCAGGCUUGCUGGACCUCAGACUGUACAGAUCAGCAAACCAAACAUUGAAAAACAGGUACAGAUAAGAAAGUGUCUACUAAUGAAAUGUACUAGGUUUAUUGCUUUACUGUAA
This is a messenger RNA of Cariama cristata (Red-legged seriema), 1161 nucleotides long. RefSeq names its product PHD finger protein 21A-like. The record is from RefSeq and is a predicted model, not a curated record. The transcript has 5 exons. Lineage: Eukaryota; Metazoa; Chordata; Aves; Cariamiformes; Cariamidae. Gene Ontology annotation, molecular function: chromatin binding. The annotation marks the transcript as partial. Gene Ontology annotation, biological process: negative regulation of transcription by RNA polymerase II. Gene Ontology annotation, cellular component: histone deacetylase complex.